Molecule: messenger RNA, 375 nt
Organism: Arabis nemorensis
Lineage: Eukaryota; Viridiplantae; Streptophyta; Magnoliopsida; Brassicales; Brassicaceae
Source: the annotation of a GenBank genome assembly
AUGGAUGGUAAAUCCUUCAGAGUUGCAAUGCCCUCAACCUCCGGACCCUCCGGAUCCACCGGAUCCGACUCUCUUGUGACGCCUUACCUUCUAUCCAGGUCACUCUCCGCUCGUUAUAAACGUUCUCACCCUCCAUCGAUGCGAUAUCAGUGUAUAUGCAGAGGAAACAAAGCUUUCUCCCCUCGUUGGAAAUAUAUCUCAGAUGAAACUCCGGUGAUGCUCAGAUCAGUAUCCGUCGCGAUUAAAACUGGUCGAAUUCUUCUCGGUCAACUUCUGCAAACACCCUGGACGGAGGAGUCACCACUCUUCUCUCCCGACGUGUCUCCUCAGAUCCAGAAAUCCUCAAGUUUGGGCCUGGCCCAGUUUGCAUCAUAA